UUGCACAACGCACUUGUAAUUUCUGCUUUCAACGUUUCCUUUUGCCCAAGCUGUUACUGCCCAUAAUUUAAAGUUCGACCAGGGACGUUAUUUUACAUUUUCACUUAAUUUAGACGGUAAUGACACAAUGGACUGGAUAAUUACUGCAACACUGUUCUGGUCAGUGUUACAAGCUUCACUUUGUUUCAACAUUGAUCCUGUGGCUUGGAGGUCCCUGAGCCAUAAAGCUGCUGGUUUUGGCUACAAGGUGGUGCAAAGACGAUCAGAUUUGCUCGUCAGUGCCCCUCUUGAACAGUAUUCAGGAAAUAAAAGGGGACAAAUAUUUAAGUGCUCCACAACGUCGUCACAAUGUCAACCUCUAAACGUUAAAGUUCCGCCGUUUGCAGUUAACAUGUCUCUUGGUUUGUCAAUGGCAAAUGAUCCCAACUCACAGAUGACGAUGGCCUGUGGUCCAACUAUUCCCAAAGACUGCAGAAGUAUCACCUUGUACAAUGGUGUGUGUUUUGAGAUAGCUGAAACUGACAGAGUUGAACCUCCUGUUCCAGCUUCUAUUGAAGAGUGUUCAACCCAAGCAGACAUUGCAUUUCUACUGGAUGGUUCAGGCAGUGUAGAUGAUCCUGAUUUUACCAGAAUGAAGACUUUUGUGAAAAAUAUGAUCGGUUCAUUUCAGGGAAAAGAUACACAGUUUGCCAUUGUCCAGUUUUCCUGGUCUUCCCAGGUCCAUUAUUACUUUAAUAAUUUCCCCACAUCUAACUGGCAAAGGGGAAUUGAUAACAUAGAACAGAAAAAGGGGGGAACACAUACAGCUGCAGCCAUCCGAACAGUUGUAAAUGACGUCUUUUCGGGGUAUCGAGGUUCAAGGCCAAAUGUGAAGAAGAUUUUAUUAGUCAUUACAGAUGGAGAAUCACAAGACCGAAAUAUUUUGCAAGGAGUAAUAACCUUAGCCGAAGCAAAAAGCAUUGUUCGAUUUGCUGUUGGGGUGGGCGAUGCGUUUAGAAAACCUCAAGCAAAAAGAGAACUGGACAUCAUCGCUUCUGUUCCCUCAGAUGACCAUGUAUUUCAGGUGGAGAACUUCGCAGCACUUGACAAAAUACAGAAGACCUUACAGAACAAAAUUUUUUCGAUUGAAGGAUCUCAGUCCAGUGGAGCGACACUGAAUAUGGAAUUGUCUCAACAGGGAUUCACAGCAGCUUACAUACCUGGGGGAUUCCAGAUGGCUGUAGUUGGUGCCAACCAGUGGAGGGGAGGCUACAAGCGAUAUGCACGCCAGACCUUGUCAUCGGAGUAUGAACCUGAGUCUUUGGAGACUGACAGUUAUCUUGGUUACUCCAUGGAAAUCGCUAAAACCCCAUACGGCAUGUUGACAGUUGUUGGUGCUCCAAGAUAUCAACACAAAGGAGCAGUCGAGAUUGUUUUUUGGGAAAAACUUAGGCAAAGAAUUGAACCCCACACUUCACAGACUGGUGAAUACUUUGGAGCAGAGGUUUCUGUCAUGGAUGUGGAUCUUGACAGUUUCACAGAUUUAAUCCUCAUAUCUGCUCCGAUGCACAAGGAACCUGACAGAGAAGGACGAGUCUAUGUUUGUGCACUAUCGCGUUUGAAUGUCAACUGCGAUUUUGAUUCUGAAUCAGCUCUAAGAGGGGGUGCAUUUGAAACAGGAAGAUUUGGGUCCUCUCUUGCUGUUUUGCCUGAUUUAAACACAGAUAAAUUAAGUGAUUUAGCAAUUGGAGCUCCUUUGGAGAAUGACGGUCAAGGUAGCAUCUACAUAUUCCUUGGCAAGGGUGGAAGAAGAAUCAGUAUUACUUACUCACAGAGAAUUGCUGCAUCUCAAGUCCAGUCAGGACUGAAGUUCUUUGGUUGGUCAAUCAGUCAGAAGUCUUUUGAUCAAAGCAAUGACAAUUUGCCAGACUUGGCAGUGGGUUCAAAGGGCACAGUGGUCUUACUCAGAUCGAAGCCUAUAGUGAUGGUUGAUGGAGCUGUUUCAUUCAGUCCAAAUGAAAUUCCAACCCAAAAUGAAGACUGCACCAAACCAUUGGAGACCACAGCUCAAAUCUGCUUUACUAUGACCAGACGCUCUGGAGUCAACACAGCUCAAGCACGGAUUAAUUACACUUUAACACUGGAUGCCACUCGGAAGCCCCCAAAAAACCGAGCUUACAUCAGUGAGAAACAACAAGAACAGACUGGAUCACUUACUGUUGAUUUAAGUGGCCAAAGGUGCAACAAAGUGAAAUUCUUAGUUGAGUCUUGUCCAGAAGAUGCUCUCAAUCCACUUGAAAAUGAGUUGAGCUUCAUCUUUGAGGGUUUACCCUCAAACACAAAUCUCAAGCCAAGUCUUCGUGAAGAGGCUCAGACAAGAACGUUUUAUUCCUUAGGAUUUGAGAUCAACUGUGGUGCUGAUGAAAAAUGUGUGGAUAACCUUAAGGUGGAUUUAAACUUCAGAUCUUCAGUGGUUAAAGUGGGCAUUGACGAGUUUUUGGAGGUGAUCGUCACUGUGGAGAACAGGGAGGAAAACUCCUACAACAGCCGUGUUAGUCUCACAUACCCAGUUGGUUUCUCCUACACAACGUUUACAGUUCAGCAGGGAAGGACUGAUUGCAGCUCCUUGGACAGUGAAAAUGGCAUCACGCUAGGAAAGACAGACUGCACUGUUGACAAACCUAUUUUCAAGAGCAAGUCUAAGGUUGUCUUCACCGUUUCCUACAGGAUUGCACCAAACAGUCAACUUGACAGAAGGAUCUUUCUCUCUGCAAAUGCCACCAGUGGGAAUCAGCAGCACUCGCCUUUAAGUGAACUCUACAAGAAGAAGGAGAUUGAUGUCAAGUAUAGCAUUUUUAUAACAAUAGCAAGCUCCCUCAGCUACAUCAAUUUUACUUAUGGAAAUAACAAUUUGCAAAAACCACUCGAACAACAAAUCAAGGUUACAAAUCAUAUCAGGGAGCUGAAUUUCACUGUGGUUAUCAAAGUUCCUGUAAAGCUCGGUGACGAAGACAUUUGGGCAGAUUUGAACAGUCUGCAGAUUCCACAUUGUAAAAGUGGUGAAGAAGAAAAGCCCAAUAUCGAAAAUUUUGUUACUAAGCUUAAGGAUAAGAAGGUGGUGGACUGCUCUGUAGCCAGCUGCAGAGUGUUCAGAUGCAGUGGUUUCAUGGGAAAGCUGGACAGCAUGACGUAUAUGAUCACUGCCAACAUUAGUUCAGGGUGGUUAGAGCAGAUCGGACUUAAAUCUGCCAAGUUCCUCUUGACCAGCACAGCCAGUCUAGAGUAUGACACAAACCAGUACAUCUUCUUCUCAACAGCAUCUAAUAACACAUCUCCAGUUCACAAGAUUGAGGCAGAGGUGGAAGUGUAUGCUGAGCCGGAUUUGACCAAAGCAAUAGUAGGAGGAACAUUGGGAGGGUUGGCUUUUCUGGCUCUACUCACUGCUGGCCUGUACAAGGCUGGAUUUUUUAAGAGUAAAUACAGCAACAUGGUGAAUGAAACUGGAGAAGGUGCUGCAGAUCCAGGGACUGAGGGAGAUGCACCCCUUCAGGAAUAAAAACCUAAUAAUAUCCUACAGACACCAGCUCCAGAUACAGCACUUUUGUAAUAUUAACUUGCUAGCCUGGCCAGGCAUCCCAGUUCUUUUCCACUUUAAUGCAAAACAUUCCGCCUGGUUCCUCUGGAUUCCACUUUGAUUUCCAGGUGGCAGUAGGCUGUGUAAAAAGAAGAGCACAAAGCUCCAGUUAUAAGACCAUUACAUUUUCUGAGGGUUACUUUUUGAAACAUGCCCACCUUAACUUUGUUACCGUAAGUUAGCAACAGAGCAAUGGGCAGGCAAUCAAUUACAGUAGGCUAGUGGUCCGGUUAGUGAACUUGUAAGGGUAAUAAAAUGGUCCAAGUUGGAGGAUCUAUCUCUUGCAGCUCUGGUUGCUGCAAGAAAUAGAAGCUAAAGGCUCAAAUAUUUCUGCUACAGAGUUGAGUGAUUUUAACAUGAGGUUUGAUGGAGAUUGCAUUUGGAGGCUACCCCUAAUGGUCAGUUGAGGAACUGCAAUUUUCUUCAUUUCCUAGAUUAAGGGCCAGUCCCAAUGCACCCCCUAGCCCUACUUUUCAGCCCUACCCCUAAAUUUUGAGCAUUCCCGUGAGGGUAGUGGUGUCCCAAUUCCUCCUUGCAUGUAGGGGUAGUGGGCAUAAUGAGGGGUAGGGUGUUUGAAUCUAUCCCUUAAAAGCAAGGGAUUUCAGAUGCUGACUCGCCGACAGAGGGCCAGAAAAAUUUCCCAGAAUGCUUUACGUCAUCAUUUGCAGAUUGAAUCAAACAAAAAAACAUGGCGGACAUUUCAAAUUUUUAGUGAAUAAAAUCAAUAUUUUGAGUUAGUUUCUGCAUAAAAAUGCAUUUUGAUUACAUUUCUAGCGAGAAAUAUAUAUUUUACUUUCAUAAUAUUCACUCAGUGAAUGUACAUAAUCACUCGCUUGCUCGUUGUUGCGUUGUAUCUUCAGAUCUCGCCAGAAUAAAGGCUGAUUUAUGGUUCUGCGGUACACCAACGCAGAUCCUACGGCAUAGGACGUACGGUGCGCGUCGCCGCGUACCCU
This is a messenger RNA of Cololabis saira (Pacific saury), 4566 nucleotides long. RefSeq names its product integrin alpha-D-like. Gene Ontology annotation, biological process: cell-matrix adhesion; cell-cell adhesion; integrin-mediated signaling pathway. NCBI's taxonomy places the organism in Eukaryota, Metazoa, Chordata, Actinopteri, Beloniformes, Belonidae. Gene Ontology annotation, cellular component: integrin complex; external side of plasma membrane. Gene Ontology annotation, molecular function: integrin binding. The record is from RefSeq and is a predicted model, not a curated record. Bases 128 to 3535 code for a protein of 1135 amino acids. The transcript is spliced from 30 exons.